Annulohypoxylon truncatum is the source of this 1385-nucleotide messenger RNA. Its product is annotated as Maf/Ham1. The record is from RefSeq and is a predicted model, not a curated record. Lineage: Eukaryota; Fungi; Ascomycota; Sordariomycetes; Xylariales; Hypoxylaceae. The coding region runs from base 318 to 1256 and encodes 312 amino acids. The transcript has 2 exons. Gene Ontology annotation, molecular function: nucleoside triphosphate diphosphatase activity.
GAUUUCGUUAUCCGUCAUUUAUAGCUUCCCCGGACCUGCACCCUGAACCCCACUAGCCCUUCCAACAUUUCCAACGUUUUAAACCUACGAUUGACUUCUCCUUGACCUCCCUUCCGUCCUUUACAAAGUCGACCAAAACCGCAGGGACGCCAAUUUGACUUCUACUUCUCUUCGCCUUACCAAUAACCAAGCUAUCACGGCCCUCAGAUUCCAACUCAACCACCAAACUCGACAGGUUCCCAGGUAGCUUCCAAGCUCCUUAGCUCCCUACCCCUAUUCCUCCUAUAUCAACGAUUACAACCACAACCACAACCGCAAUGGACGACGAAAAGAAGCAACCCCUCCUCCAACCCACCCCAUCCGACCCUCCCCCAGACUACGAAACCGCCGCCGCCGAACACGCCCCCACCACCCAGUCCCAACCCCUACCCAUCCGCCCCCCUCCCGUCCGCCGGCCCCCGGGCGCCCUCCUCGACCUCCCGAUCCUGAAGCACAUGCGCACGCACCGCGUGAUCCUCGCCUCCUCCUCACCGCGGCGGCGCGCCCUGCUCUCGCAGCUGGGGCUGCCGAACCUCGAAAUCCGACCCAGCACCAAGCCGGAGGACCUAUCCAAAGCGGACCUCGGGCCCUGGGCCUACGUGUCCGCGACCGCGCAGCAGAAGGCGCUAGACGUGUACGCCGCUCUCGUCGAGGAGGCCGCCGCGAACCAAACCUCCACCACCACCACCUCCACGAGUGCGAGUUCAAGUGCUACUGCCGGUAUUAGCAUAGACGACGCGCGCAGACGAGACCCGGACCUAGUAAUCGCAGCGGACACAGUAAUCGUGACGCGCGAGGGCGCGGUGCUAGAGAAGCCGUCGUCGGAGGCGGCGCACGUGAAGAUGCUGCGGCACCUGCGGGACACGCGGUCGCACCGCGUGCUGACGGCCAUCUGCUGCGUGGCGCCGCGCGCCGACGCCCAGCACCCGGGCUACGCGCUGGCCUCGCACGUCGAGGAGACCAAGGUGCUGUUCGCGCGCGAGGCCGACGGCCUGCCCGACGACGUCAUCGACGCGUACGUGCGCACGCGCGAGGGCGCCGACAAGGCGGGGGGUUACGCCGUCCAGGGCCUGGGCGGCGCGCUGCUGGUCGAGAAGGUCGAUGGCGCGGUGGAUAAUGUGGUGGGCUUGCCGGUGCGGAAGACGCUGCAGUUAUGUGAGAAAGUUAUCUUUCGGCAGAAUGAGACGAGCGAUGACGAGGAAGAGGAAGAUGAGUGAAGUGGGUGGGUUGGGUGAUACGGACAAGUCUUGAAAGUUUCAAGGUAGCGGGAAGACGUAGCUACAUCCAGGCCUGAAAAUCCAAGGGCAUUUGGUCGAUGCAAUGUGGGAACAUGUAAUGACUAUAGA